AUGGCCAGCAAUCGCUUCAAGCCACUCGUGGACACCUCCAUCACCGCAUCCCCCGCUCCGACCUCUGCGCCUGCGCCCUCCACCGCUGGCGCAGAGUCCUCCGCCACCGCGAAGCCCACCCGCGCUCCCCGCAAACGAAAAGGUCACCGCGGUGGCAAGAAGAAGAGGUCCCGCCGCAAGAGCUUUGCCCUUCUCCAUGGCGACAGCCAUGAUGAUACCGACAGGACGUCUUCUGCCGGAGGCUUCUACAACCACCCGCAGGGAAAUCUCAGUGGCGCUAGCAUUGACAGCGAGAUUCUGCUAGACCAUCGAGAACAUACACCGCUACGCAUUCGACGUUCCUCGACCGUUGGUGAUCGAUUUCAGAACCCCCUCCCCAGCGUCAACAGCCGACUGCGCUCUGUCCAAACGCACCACGGCGGUGACAGAUCUGGUCCGGCGACGCCAUGGGACGAGAAUACGCCGUUACUCCCUGAUUCUGCUCGACUAAGUGCUGCUGGUGCUUCCAGCUACGGCGGCGCGGAUAGUAGGACGCAGAGGAGCAAGAGCCGCAGAUCGUCGACAGUGUCUUCCAGCACAAAGCUGGCGGCCGCAUUUGGAAGAAAGGACCAAUACAAUGUAAACAAUCCUCCUUCCGUCCCCGGAUCGCCUACCUUUGGUACCCUCAAUCACCAUAACGAUAUGACAUUUGGCGAUGUGAUGCUGCGGGACGAAAUGGCCAUGAGGUCAGGUAGCCCAAAGCGCGACAUGGACGAGGAAGAAAACUACUUCAACGCCGAGGAUGGCCAUCGACACGAUGACAUCCACAGCCCGCACCCUGCCGCCGAGGCCGACGUCUGCUUCCCGGCCCAUGGCAUGUCUGAGCUGGGUGAUGAUGAGGGUACUGCGCGUGGGGAUGGGGCCCAGCACAGAGCUCGCCGCCGCCGACGGCAGUGGCCGGACUUGUCUGUCCUGGAGGAGUGGAGGCAGUUUGAAAAGGAAGAUAGAAGUGAGGAGCGCAGAGCAAAGAGGAUUACGGAACCUCAGCUCAUCAACGGCCGCCUGCGCCCCGUGCGCAAAGGCUGGUUUCAGACCGACGAAGACGUCCCUUAUCGCUUCACCUACUUCAAUGAGGAAUUCCAGAGCACUAUCCACAGCCACACCAUAUCAGAGCUCGUGCAGCCUGGAGGAACUUUUCGUGAGCUCUUUAUUCCUGACCAUCGUGUUCUCACCGACGACGAGUCUGAUUCGGGCGACGAAACCAUGUCCAUCCCAUCACGAGCACCAAACGCAACAAACGCAUCUGGAGGGCCCGAACCCGACUCUCGUCGCUCUACUCGCCAACCCUCCGUAUCUGAGUCCGCUCGCGGAACAUUCUCUCCGCCUCAAUUUGCACAAAUGGCACAGAACCAGCCUCUGGUAGACGUGUCCACGCGUGAUAGCUCCAGAGCGCCGUCUGUUCGGGCACCGCUGGCUGCCGCAAGUGGACUCCAUAACUCGGACAGCAUGAUGUUCAAGCCGCUACCGGAGCCUCUCGACCAGGGUCCCAAGCCGGAAAGGUCGAUCCGGUACGGAGACAGGCCCGUAUGGUGGCUCAACAUCGUCUGCCCCACGGAAGAAGAGAUGAAGGUGAUUUCCAAGACCUUUGGCAUUCACCCUCUGACCGCAGAGGAUAUCAUGGUGCAAGAGGCGCGCGAAAAGGUUGAGCUCUUCCGCCACUACUACUUUGUCAACUACCGAACCUUUGACCAGGACAUUAAUAGCGAAAACUUCCUGGAGCCCGUCAACAUGUACGUCGUCGUCUUCCGCGAGGGCGUCCUCAGCUUCCACUUUUCCAUGACGCCGCACCCGGCCAACGUGCGGCGGCGCAUCCGCCAGCUGCGCGACUACCUGCUGCUGUCGUCGGACUGGAUCUCGUACGCCAUCAUUGACGACAUCACCGAUGUCUUCCAGCCGCUGAUCCAAAAUAUCGAGGACGAGGUCGACGAAAUUGACGAGGCCAUUCUGCGCCUGCACUCGCCCCUAGAAAACGCCGACGAGAGGAAGGACGACGCGGCGACCAUCACCGAGGCGAGCGGCGACAUGCUCCGCCGCGUGGGCGACUGCCGAAAGCGCGUCAUGAGCCUGUACAGGCUCCUGGGCAACAAGGCCGACGUCAUCAAGGGCUUUGCCAAGCGCUGCAACGAGCGCUGGGAAGUGGCGCCCAAGUCGGAAAUUGGCCUGUAUCUCGGCGAUAUUCAGGAUCACAUCAUCACCAUGACUUCCAAUUUGAGUCACUACGAAAAAAUCCUGGCCCGUGCCCACGGCAACUACCUCGCGCAAAUCAACAUUCGCAUGAACGAGCGCCAGGAGCAGACGGCCGACGUCCUCGGCCGCCUCAGCGUCAUCGGCACCAUUGUGCUGCCCAUGAACAUAAUCACGGGCCUCUGGGGCAUGAACGUCUGGGUCCCCGGCCAAGAGUACGAGGGCAACCUGCAGUGGUUCAUGCUCAUCACGGCCGGCCUGCUGUGCUUUGGCAUCGCGUGCUACCUCAUUGCCAAGCGCGUGUACCAAAUCGUCUAA
Molecule: messenger RNA, 2541 nt
Organism: Akanthomyces muscarius
Lineage: Eukaryota; Fungi; Ascomycota; Sordariomycetes; Hypocreales; Cordycipitaceae
Exons: 3
Coding region: 1-2541 (846 amino acids)
Biological process (GO): magnesium ion transmembrane transport; intracellular magnesium ion homeostasis
Cellular component (GO): plasma membrane
Molecular function (GO): magnesium ion transmembrane transporter activity
Source: RefSeq, a predicted model, not a curated record